Cuscuta europaea is the source of this 1740-nucleotide messenger RNA. The record is from the annotation of a GenBank genome assembly. Lineage: Eukaryota; Viridiplantae; Streptophyta; Magnoliopsida; Solanales; Convolvulaceae.
GUUAGUCACUUUCUGAUUUUCCAAAAUCGGCUUUUGGAGUUGGGCUAAACUCAUUCCAAUUCCAUUCCAAUAUCAUAAAUUCAAAAUGCACACGCCCAAGGCUGGUUGCUCAAUCCUUCCGCAUAAUUAAUAGCAUGGCAGUUCAUAUCCUGCCGACGAUCAAUCGUCUUCUAAACUUGGGUCGAUUUUAAUAUGUCUACUUUACAUUACAUCGUCAAGUUUUAGGGUUAUGGGUUAGUUCUAAUUCAAUUUUUUUAAUUUGAUUAUGCUGAAGCAGGAAAUUAAAGCUAUCUAAGUUCUUAUGGCAAGAAGAGAUAGAAUCAGCCAGCUGCCGGAAGAAAUACUUGACCAUAUUUUGGGACUAUUGCGUAUCCAGCAAGCUGCUAAAAUUGCAGUUUUGUCUACGGUUUGGAGAGAUCUCUGGACCACUCUCAGUCAGCUUCGCUUUGAUUAUCAAUUCUUUGCGUAUUUUGACAAAAAAUAUAGGCAGGACAGCAAAUAUGUCAGGAAAUCUUCUGGGUUGUAUGUAAUCACCAAAAUUCUCUUGCAGCAUAAGGGAACUAUUCGGAAAUGUGUCAUUCAUUUAUCUCAUGCUGGGGUACUUACUCUGAGGUCUCGGUCCUUUGACUUUGAUCAGUGGUUACAUUUAGUGACGUUUAAAGGUGUUGAAGAGCUCCACCUUAAUUUUGAGGAUAAAGCAUACAAGCUGCCCAGUUGCAUCUUUUUGUGUCCAACACUGAAGAGCUUGCAUCUUCAUGAUUUCUCCUUUGAACCAUUGAAUCUGCCUUGCACAUUGCCGCCUAAUCUCACAUCUCUGUGUUUCAAAUAUGUUGACUUUGGUCGUUCAAAUCUUUCUAAUUAUGUUGUUGAUGUUCCAAUGCUGGAGAUUCUGUCAUUUAGGAGUUGCAAAAAUAUUUUACACUUCAAAAUUAUAGCCAGAAAACUUUGCUGUUUGACAAUCAAAAGUUGCUAUCGUAGUGAACUCAGCCUCAACAUGGACUUAAAAUCUAUCUGUACUCUUGAGUUGGACAGUUAUUAUGUCGAGACUUUUCUUGGCACAAGUGCUACAACGGGGCAUCAACUUCAGCUGAAUGUGCUAAAUGUGGAAUUGUUGAAGCUAUCAGGACUUUGUUUGCAAAGGGAUGUUGAGACCUCUGCAUUUCUAAGCUUGCUAUGCAUAUGCCCAAAGUUAUACGAACUUGAAAUAAGUGUUUGGGGGACAGAGGAUACCACUAAGGCUAUAGAUACUACAUCAAAGCAAUUGAAAAAGCUUCACAGUGUUGUUCAAACAUGCGAAAGGCUUCACAUUUUGAAAAUUCGCUCAUUCCGUGGAUUUAGGGCCGAAAUGCUUUUCAUUAAGGAGAUGCUGGCAAGUGUUCCCUCUCUAGAAAGGGUUAUCUUUAUGGGUAAUUAUAUGUAUGAGUAUGACAGCUGCAAGAAACAUGAGAACAUGGACGAAGUGUUGUGUUUUCCGCGUGCAUCUACUAAAGUAAAAAUUAUCUUUCCAAGUUGUUGAAUGGAAGGUAGUCCUAACUUGUGUUAUGUUAAGCAUUUCUUUUGAAUGGAAGGUAGUCCUAACUUGUGUUAUGUUAAGCAUUUAUACUAGAUGCAGUAUAAAUGGUUAUGCUAAGCACUUAUGCUAUAUGGUUGUUAUGUUUUUUGUGCAAAAACUUGUAUGCAUGGCAUGAUGGCAAUGAUUUUUUUUUAUGAAAACGGUUACGAUGCAGUAUUAUACUACAA